AUGGACGGGGAGGAAGAUGUGAAACAAUCGUUUAUCGCACAAAAUAAUUGCAAUUCUAGCACAAAUUUGAUCAAUGAUAAGAUCGAUGGUAAUACAGCCACUGUUUCUAGUGACCCGACUUUGGAUAAGAACGAAAACAAUGAAAACAAUUCCAAUCAAUGUUCGAACAUGGACUCUGAACAGGCAGCUAGUCUUUACCCGGAAUUUGCCGGAGACACCUCCAGUGUUUCCAGCUCUGUUUCGGAUUUCACAAUGUUCAUAAAACCUGCUACGUAUCCUGAUUUCACACAAGAUCCAUUUGACAUUCAACCAGGAAAUGAACAUUCACAGAUACCUUCGCCAGAGGAAAGAUCACUAAAUUCUACAGCAUCAACACCUAACUCGGAUGGAAUUACUCCUGGGUCCUCUAAAGUUCCAGAAGCUGGGAAGGAUGAGAAUAUCCCUGAAAAUCCUCUGCAACCAAGAACUUCAUCCAUGGCUGAGAGUGAUAAAUCAAUAAAACAACCUGUUAGAGGUUUGAAAAAGAGUGUUUCAAUCCUCAUACCAGCGAUUGGCAAAAUAAAAGAGAAAUUUCAAAAAAAGAGUGAUAUGGCCCGAGAUCGAAGGCGAAGUACUUGUUCAGAACAAACUCCUUUACUAGCUGGUUGCAGAUCGUUACCUAACGUUGCGGAUGAUGGUACCUCAGCUAUUGUAGAUUAUCCAGAAGCACCUGCCCAUACCAGAUCUGAGAUAGGAAGGGAUGAGUUUCAAAAGAAACGUAGAAGUCGAAGGCGUCGUUAUAACACAGAGCGUUCUGAACGUCCAAAACUAUUAAGGCCUUUCAUUGCUUCACCAUUUAUGCCAAUACCAACUCAAGUAGCUACUGAAGUAGAUAGACGUUCCUUUAUUGGAGGAUUGCCAAAAGAUUCCAACAAGAACGUUCUUACCUAUGGAAGUUCCACUCGUCCCGCAGAAGAAGGAUUGUUACGUAAAAAAUCGGAGCAGGACUGCGAUUCAGAAGACGAUCCAUCCUCAUCAGAUAGCGAUUCUGAGAUCUCUAUCAAGAAGCCUUUUCUAUUUGAUCUUUCUUCGAAAGAAUGGUUGACUAUAGCUAUGUUAGCCAUCGCUAAUUUAUCUUCAACAGUAGCCUUUAGUUGUAUAGCUCCUUUCUAUCCUAACGAAGCUGCUCUGAAAGGAAUGACAGAAACUCAAACUGGAAUGGUUUUUGGAGUGUUUGAGUUGACUAUGUUCUUGACUGCUCCAAUUUUUGGAAAAUAUAUGAUUGCGAUAGGAUCUAAAAGAAUGUUCGUUGUGGGAUUAUUGAUAACCUCGGCCACUGCUAUUUUGUUCGGUUUUUUGAACUUCAUACCGUCCGGGACCUUGUUUUUCUGGGCGUCUUUCAUCAUUCGAAUCUUCGAAGCCAUAGGAGAUGCAGCUUUUAUCACUUCAAGUUUUGCUAUUUCUGCUAAAUGCUUUCCGGGGAGAAUAACUGUCAUUGUGGGAGUUAUGGAAACUUUUGCGGGUCUUGGGUAUUCUGUAGGUCCUCUGAUUGGAGGAGUUUUGUACGAGUUUGGAGGAUUCCAAGUGCCUUUCCUCUUUUUGGGUUGUUUGCUCUUUUUCAUAGCCGCAUUGAGCUAUUUUCUCUUAGAACCACUAACAGAUCAAGAAGUUAAUGAUGAGAAAGGAAUGAUGAGCAUGCUCAAAAUCCCAAUGAUAUGGAUCAUGUUAUACUCAAUCGUUGCAUGUGCGAUUUCUCUUUCCUAUUUGGACCCAACUUUAGCCGGUCAUCUUUUGUCGUUUGAACUAUCUCCCACAUGGGUUGGGCUUAUGUUUUUAUUGUGUGGAGGAGUUUACACCAUUGCUGCUCCGAUAUGCGGAUGGCUGAUAGAUAAAUGCCGCUGUACAAUGCAGCUCAUGCUCUUUGGUUCACUUUUAAAUGUAUUCGGGAUGUUGUUGAUCGGACCUUCGCCGUUCUUGAACCUAGAAAAGAACAUAUAUAUAAUUGGAUUUAGUUUAUCGCUAUUAGGUAUAGCCGCUGGUGCCCAAUAUAUACCGACUUUCCAAGCAUGUUUGGAUGCAGCAAAGGAAAACGGUUAUGAAGACAAUUUCCAUACGUAUGGGUUGGUAUCCGGCCUGUUCCAGUCAGCAUUCGCAUUCGGAUCCUUCUUCGGUCCUACUGUCGGAGGAUUUGCUGUAGAACGAAUUGGAUUCCCUUGGACUUGCUCGAUAAUUGCGUUCAUACAGGUUAUGUUUAUAUGCACGGUUUUUGUUUUCUACGGUUACCGUUCUUGCUUCAGAAAGAAAUGA
Molecule: messenger RNA, 2286 nt
Organism: Auanema sp. JU1783
Lineage: Eukaryota; Metazoa; Nematoda; Chromadorea; Rhabditida; Rhabditidae
Source: the annotation of a GenBank genome assembly